This is a messenger RNA of Oncorhynchus tshawytscha (Chinook salmon), 3998 nucleotides long. RefSeq names its product transmembrane channel-like 6b (gene tmc6b). The record is from RefSeq and is a predicted model, not a curated record. Bases 1 to 2502 code for a protein of 833 amino acids. The transcript is spliced from 22 exons. Gene Ontology annotation, cellular component: plasma membrane. Lineage: Eukaryota; Metazoa; Chordata; Actinopteri; Salmoniformes; Salmonidae. Gene Ontology annotation, molecular function: mechanosensitive monoatomic ion channel activity.
AUGGCCUUUGUGUAUAACAUUAAGGCUGGCCUGGAGAGCCCAGCGGAUGAAGAGGGGGUCCAUGACUCCUUUAACCAGCUGAUAGAGGAUCAGAGACAGGAAGCCUUGGAGCUGCAGGAACUACAGAGAGACCUGGACGAGGAGGAACGAGACAGUGUAGCGUACCUGUCCAGCCCUGGUCAGGAGAUAUGGCGUGGGAGCCCGUGGAGGGGUGAGGAGGAAGGGGGGAGACAGUUAGACCCCCUUCUAGAGGAACGCUGGUCCUCCGCCACCCUCAAAGUCCUCUCCUCCAUGCCCAGCCGCACCAUCGGUCGUAGUCGAGGUGCUAUCAUCUCUCAGUACUAUAACAGGACCAUGAAGUUGAGAAGACGCAGACAGAGCAGGCCUUCCAUAAAGGACUUCUCCCGCUCCGCACGGCCCAGUAUCCGUGGUCACGGCAUGGAGACAGACUGCAUGGAGACCGAGGGCGUGGAUGAGGAGGGGCGUAAGCGUGACCAACUGGUCAACAACCUUCAGAACCUCUCUCUGAGUGACCGGGUCAGGAUGUUGCGAGCUAUGCCUCUCUCUGUGGCAGAGAAGAGUGAACUAAGGAGGUUGGCUGACAGGAAGGGUCAACGCUCCAAUCACAGUCAGAUCUCCUGUUGCAGCCAGCUCAAGUAUCACAUCAUCAUCGCUCUGAGACAUAGCUGGUACAGUUGUCUCUCCUUCCUCCACUCCCUACAGCUGUGGCAGGUGGCGCUGAAGAGGGUGAGCGGUCGUUUCGGCACCGGCGUCCUCUCUUACUUCCUGUUCGUCAAGACCCUCCUCUUCUUCAACAUCUUCCUGUUCCUGGUCACGGGUUUGUUACUGGCCGUGCCCCAGGCAGUACACCCCCCCACAUUAACCCAGGGACACGAAGCCUUCUCUGGGCUGGAGCUGCUCACUGGAGGGGGUUAUUUCUCAGACUCAGUGAUGUACUAUGGUUACUAUAGUAACUCUACCCUGUCUAAGGACUGUAGAGUCACUAGUAGCAGUAUGGAGCAGCAGCCCAGUCCCUCUGUAUCUAGAAGGACAAUGGAGACAGACUGUGGAGGGAAGCCGUCCUACAACAUGCCCCUGGCUUACUUCUUCACCAUAGGACUGGCUUUCUUCAUCACCUGCAUCAUCCUCGUCUACAGCAUGUCCAAGUCGUUUGGUCAGAGUUUCCGUAUAGACAAGUCACAUGGUAUCCUGGCGAUGAAGGUGUUCUGUUCCUGGGACUUUAAAGUCAUCAAGAAAACCUCCGUCAAACUCCGGUCUGAAAACAUCUGCAUUCAACUCAGGGAGUUGUUAGAGGAGACGAGUCGUAAGCAUGUCCAGAAGACUGCGUGUCAGAGAAUAGGACGUGUGCUGGUACAUGUUCUGGCCUGGUUCAUCUGUAUCGGCAGUACAGUGGCCUGUGUUCUAGCUCUCUACUACUUCUCUGAGUACAUGCACAAGGACCUCCAGUACAGAUCUCGUAUUCCCACUAAGGACCCUCUCCUGAAGGAAGCCAGUCUGUUGGCCCUGCCAGUCGUAGUGUCUCUCAUCAACCUCCUGCUCCCUGGCAUCUUCAACGCUACUGCCUGGAUGGAGGAGUACGACUCACCCAGCGUAAACACAUACAUCGCCAUCAGCAGGAACCUGAUGUUGAAAGUGAGCGUGCUGGUAGUGCUGUGCUUCCAUUGGCUGGGCCGGAUCGCUUCUGACCCCAACAGCAUUGGCCUGCAGUGCUGGGAGAGUUUUGUAGGACAAGAGCUGUACCGCUUCCUCCUCAUGGACUUCAUCUUUACCAUACUGGACACCUUCUUUGGAGAGUUCCUCUGGAGGUUGUUUUCUCAGAGGGUGUUGAAGAGGAAAAGAAAGCCUGUGUUUGACAUCUCCAGGAACGUGUUGGAACUCAUCUACGGACAGACAUUGGCCUGGUUGGGGGUGUUGUUCACUCCUCUGCUUCCUGCUGUACAGAUCAUCAAACUACUGCUUCUCUUCUACAUGAAGCAGACUAGUGUGAUGAUGAACUGCCAGUCCCCUAGGAAGCCCUAUAGGGCCAGUCAGAUGAGCACCAUCUUCAUCACCCUCCUCUGCUGCCCUUCCUUCCUGGGGGCUGCUGUUUGUGUCAGCUACACCAUGUGGAGUAUCCGUCCGUCUGAGUCAUGCGGUCCGUUCCGCAGCCUGUCCACUAUGUUCCAGUCAGGGAAGCUGUGGGUGAAGGAGUUGGAGACACACAACCCUAACCUGGCCUGGUUAGCCUGGGCUCACAGCUACAUAGUGGAGAACCCUCUGUUUCUGUUCCUCGCUGCUGGGAUCUUCCUGAUAGUGAUUUACUUCAACACCCAGGUGGUGGAUGGACAGAGGAAGAUUAUCAGUCUGCUGCAGGAGCAAAUAGAAAACGAGGGGGAGGAUAAGAAGUUCCUGAUCACUCGUCUCCAGGCCAUCCACCAGCAGAAACGACCCCUCGCCCCUCGCAGACUCACCAGUCAGGCCAGUCAGGAUUCCAACUGUUAGCAUUCCAACUACUGAAAGGGCAUUCUCUCCCUUCUCAUUGGAGGGAAUAUCUCAGAAAAUGUCCUGAAUGGACCAACCUGGAUGUAGCUCCCCUCUCCUGCCUCUGGGAAGAGUUGUUAAGGGAUUCUUCACCUGGAAAACUAUUCUCAUAGGAUGUCCUCUUUCCCAGGAAGCUGAGUUGGGACUGGGACUAUAAAGGAAUUUACUUCUUUUACAAUAACAAAUCCCAUAGACACCAAAACGUGAAUCUGAUAGGAUCCACACUCUUUCCCAGGAAGCUGGUCCUUAUAAGGAUUGGGAAUGGGACAAAGCAGGCUUUCCCUCUUCCAAUAACAGACUACUCCUCAUAGGGAAAGACCACUUUAUAGGAUCUUACUAUGGCCAGGCCACAGGCUCCACCUUACUGUAACUAGGCUCCACCUUACUGUAACUAGGCUACAUAGGAAAAGACCACUGAGUUUUAAUGAUCUUACUAUGGCCAGGCCACAGGCUCCACCUUACUGUAACUAGGCUACAUAGGAAAAGACCACUGAGUUUUAAUGAUCUUACUAUGGCCAGGCCACAGGCUCCACCUUACUGUAACUAGGCUACAUAGGAAAAGACCACUGAGUUUUAAUGAUCUUACUAUGGCCAGGCCACAGGCUCCACCUUACUGUAACUAGGCUCCACCUUACUGUAACUAGGCUCCACCUUACUGUUUAUUCUUCAUGUAAAUGAAAGGACAUGCCACUGUCACAAAACAAUGGUUUAUCGACGCUCAAUACUUUCAGCCAAGGAUCUUUGUCCUUUUUUAAACUUGGAUUGGAAGCCCUGGUCAUGAGAGAGGAUGUAGGGGUGAAGAGGUGAGGAAACGACACUGGGAUACGGUGUGCUUGUAGGGACACAGAACGGAAUGCGCUUUUUAGAAAGAAUAUUUUUUUCCCUCACAACUUUGAACAGGGAACAUAUCAAAUGCCAAUAAGCUGCCAACGUUGUAUAAAGGAUUAAAACAGUGGCAUUGAUUAAAACAGUGGCAUUGUUAAGCAGGUGAAUUCUGUCAAAUAUAGGAUUUGUAUUUUUUUAAAUUGUAAAUAGUAUGAUUUUUUUUUUUUACUUUAGAUGUUUUUAUUGUAUAAACAGGUAUUUUGUCAACAGCCCUUUCAUACCAACUGUGAACAGGUUAUUUCUUUCCGUUUCUGAUAUAAAAUGAUUUUGAUGUUUUUAUGUUAAUUGGUGGUCACCACACUGCUUCUGAAAUGGCACUCUUCCCUACAUAGUGCACGACUUUAUAGGGCGCUGGUCGUACGUAGUGCACUAUGUAGAGAAUAGGGUACCUUUUGGGAUGCAUCCUCUGUUUACUGACUCUGUAGGAAGAAUCCACCUCUUAGUAUCGGGCGAUCUGAUUGGUUCGUUCAAACAGGAAAUGGUCUUAGAUCAACCACUGGAACAGUACGUUAUUGGAAUGUCUCUUUGUUUUUAAGUUGUUUUGUUUGUACGAAAUUAAAUGUUUUAACAUA